AAUUAGGGCCAUACCAUAAAAUAUGUUAUGUACACAUUGUAAUUUUGGCCUGUCUCGUUUUACCUAUAAAAUAAAAAAAUCAUUAAACAAUACUCUGCGUGGGUUCUCCAGGAGCUCCACUGCCAGAUCGGGAGACCGGGAAAUUUUUCGAUGGACCGACCAAAUAGUGCAAAGGGUGGGCCAAAGCCGUGAGCGGAGGACGGGCGUUGACCAACACUAUAGGAGCAAAGGGGCUGUUGGGCGGGGGCCGGUUUGAUUAUGUUACGUAAAGUAGCGUAAAUUGUGGAUUAUUCAAAAUUUGCAAUAACAUUAAAAAUAAUUCGAUAUUUCCAUUUUUUUUUGUAUGCCAUUACCUGCAUCAAUUAAUGUUAUUAUUCUUUGUGGAUGUAUCUGUCAUUUUUAUAGGUAACCAUAAAUCAGGCCGCUACGUUUCCAGUAUAGUUGUAAUUUGUAAUGACCCUAGUCCUUAGUUCAAUAAUGAUAUACUUUAUACAAUUUAUAAUACACUUUAUGAAGUACUUUGGUUUUUAAAAAAUACUUAACUGAGGAAAGUAUUGGUCCAGUUUAAAUGUUUACUCCUUGUUUAAAAGCUCACAUUUACAUAUUUAUGUUUGUUCGUCAUCAAAACAGUAUUCAAUGACCGUCAUAAUAUUAUCUGGCAUUGCACUGCUCUUGUAUUUGCUUGUUAAAUAUAAUAACCGAUAACAAUAUUAUCGCGACUUCUAGUCUCGUAGCCCGUAUCCUUUAUGUAUUUUUUAUUUUAUUAAUAAUAAUUAAACAUAUUUAGUUUUGUCAAAAGCAAACGUUGCUUAUAACUUUAUACAUUUAUAUUCUGCCACAGAUAAACAAAAUAAUAUAGAUCCUAAUACUAUGUAAUUUUCAUUCGGAAUUGUGAACUAUUCCCAGAUCACCAAAGUUUUCAGAGAAAACAUGCGUUGCUUCCGUUUGAUUGCGUUAAUAGCAGCUUUAUCGGCGAAUUUUGCAAACAGUGCGGAAUGCGAAUCAAGUCAAAACGGACAGUCUAUUAGUUUUUACAAAGCCGCCGGUGAUCUCUUGCUAACCGGAUUUUUCGACGUCUACGAUGAGAAAUGUUCGGGCCCGACGACAACGGGCAUUCAUUCCAUGGAGAUGGUGGCCACUGUAGUGCAGAUAUUGAAUUCUAUUCACUACGUACCCGGCUUGAGUAUAGGGCUUACAUUAUACGAGGUGUGUUCUCACCGAAGCUCAGACCUUCAAAAGGCAAUGAUUUCCUUCGCGGUCGACCAAGAUUGCGACAACUCUACAGUUCCAAUCGCCAUAUACACUACGGACGAUGUGCGCUCCAAACUAAAUCCGUCGAUAAAUCUAAACGUGCCGAUAAUCACCAUGAGCUCAAUAUUCGACAUUAAAGUCGUUUCAGAAUCGGCUGUAACGUUUUUAAUCGAAAACGGCGUCCAAGUGGUCGAUUUGCUGGUGGCUCAAGAUCUAGACGUGGCUCAAAAGUUUGAAGAUGUCGCCAAGAACAACGGAUUGUGUUUGAACAAAACCGUGUUGGCUCAAGAUAACGGACAAUGGAACGACUCGACAAUAGUAGUCAUAGUAUCAACAAAAGAAACUCUUAAACAAACACUAGAAUCGUUCACUGACGUCCAAGUAUCUCACUUUAUUAUUAUACCAUUGGACGGACCAUUGUUACCUGUAUCCGAUUUCAAUAACGGUUCUUAUGUAUUUCAAUCUUACGGCAGUUGUCCCCUUUUAAAUAAAUCCAGCCUCAAUUCUAGUACUCUGAGCGCAGUCGAAACGGGAACAGAAGGCCUGUCCGUUCAGUUCGUUCAAACUGCGGCAGACGUGAUGGCAAUAGUCGACCGAGUUGAAAAUGACACGAGCUCGGAUUGCGGUACCGACGUGGCCGGCAACUGUACAGCAAAAUCAAAAGCAGUAACGGUCGGUUACGACGUGGCCGCCAUUGACCGAGUACUGGAAAUGUUAAAGUUACUGAACGGCAGCUGUUACAACGUGUCGUUGGUACAUAUCACGGAGUAUAGGACGGGCGAAAGUGUGGGCGAGUACGUGCAAGACUCGAACGGUACGCGAACGCUUCGGUUUGAAGACGAUCUAGUACGCUUAGACCAGUGUGAGACGGCCUGUCUGACAUGCUCGGACACCGAGCGAACGGGACAGCAAGUGGACCUCCAGCGACCGCGGUUGACUUGGAAAGAAGACGUGUGGAUUGCAUCCGCAUUGACAGUGUCUGCGGUGGGCGCCAUAUGCGCCACAUGUAUCGGCGCAUUCGUGUUGAUACGGGUGUGCAAGAAGGACAUCAUGGAGGGCAACCCGACAUUCACGUUUAUUUUGAUCAUCGGUACGCUGUUCAUGUACGCUAGCGCCUUGCCAUUCGCGGUGGACUCUACCUCAUACGAUUGCGCUUUGUGUUACGCCAAGUUAUUCGGCACGUGUGCCAGCUGCUCGAUAGUGUUUUCCGCCAUGUUGGCCAGGAGCUUGAUGAUAGCGGCUUGUGACUGUGACUCGAGCUUCAUGAGCCACGUCAACGGCUACUUGCAGACAUCGCUGUGCGCGUUCACCGUGUGCGUCCAGUUAGCACUGCUCUUGCAAUUUUUGGCUAUACACGCGAUCGUGCCCGCCUCCGACCUGUGUCGACUGUUCGUCGACGGUAAACUGUUCUUGGGCAGCCUGUCGUACGAUGGGUUAUUGUUGCUGCUGUUGGCGUGCGCAACGCCGUUCGUGUUCAAGUCGAAGCGCAAUUACCACGAAGGGGCCUGCUUCGCCGUGGCCACGUACCUGUCGCUGGCCAUUUGGGCGUGUUGGUGUACGGCGUACGUGGUACUGCCAAAAAAGUGGUCUGACAUGUGUGUGAUGGUCGGCCUGACUGGCACGGCCACCGUUAUGGUCGUUACUGUGUUCUUGCCGCGGACCUAUAUGAUGAUGUUUGGCAUCGUACGCGAACAGAUCACCAGCUCGCUGCCUUCGCUCGGGUACGGCCACACUGGCGGAGGUGCCAGCAUAGCCGACGUCAACUACAGGUCUACUCAAGCCCUUUACGAUUCGGUUCAAGUAGCGCCGGCUAAAUGCACCAGUUUUAGGGGCCAGUCCAACCCAAACUACUAUUCGCCUGCAGGAUCACAGGUACACUCCAUACCGAGGAGUCGACCGUUAACGCCGAACGCCAUUAGCGAGUAUGACCUUCCUCCUUCACCCGACCACAAGAUCACUAUGUUUUAACGAUGACCUCAGUCCGGUCGAGUAUCAAAUUACGGUUUACCUAUUGCGAACGACCUACGAAAUGAACACAGAUAUCAGCUUAAUUUUAGAGCAGCAACGCUCCUAACGAAUAGAUUCCAAAUAAUGACGGAAUAUUUUAUAAUACGUUAAAUUCCUAUAAUGUAGCUGCUUAGAAGAAUGCAAAUUUAAACUUGAUUAGGUGGAUAAUGUCAAUUGUGCUUCAUAAAUAACCCUAUACAUCAGUAUUGUUUACAUUUUAUAAGAAUUUGGUUUAUAUAUAAUAUAAAAUUGUAAAAGUUUUGUCGUGGCAUUAUUUGUUUGUUUAAAUUAUUAUUAUUUAUUAAUUAU
Molecule: messenger RNA, 3567 nt
Organism: Adelges cooleyi (spruce gall adelgid)
Lineage: Eukaryota; Metazoa; Arthropoda; Insecta; Hemiptera; Adelgidae
Gene: boss
Exons: 7
Coding region: 931-3219 (762 amino acids)
Biological process (GO): visual perception; G protein-coupled receptor signaling pathway
Cellular component (GO): membrane
Molecular function (GO): adenylate cyclase inhibiting G protein-coupled glutamate receptor activity; sevenless binding
Source: RefSeq, a predicted model, not a curated record